This is a messenger RNA of Danio rerio (zebrafish), 1692 nucleotides long. RefSeq names its product CLIC family member 1 (gene clic1). Gene Ontology annotation, biological process: chloride transmembrane transport; cellular oxidant detoxification. NCBI's taxonomy places the organism in Eukaryota, Metazoa, Chordata, Actinopteri, Cypriniformes, Danionidae. The record is from RefSeq and is marked provisional. Gene Ontology annotation, cellular component: cytoplasm; membrane; endoplasmic reticulum. Gene Ontology annotation, molecular function: glutathione dehydrogenase (ascorbate) activity.
UUUCGAUACUGAAUAAGUAAUUUAAAUUAUUUAUACAACAUACAUUACACUAGAAUUGGACACUUUCUGGCGUUCAUAGAUACUUUGCUCUACAUUUAACAACCACUGUCAGAUUCGGAGUUCAAGGGAGUGAAGUUUCAAAUUGACCACGACAUAGAGGAAGUGAGCUCGGUGAUAAAGCGGCAGGAGUACAAUAUAUAAGUUUGAGUUAGAAUCUCAGUAUCGUAAAGCGAUAUAAAUAUUCGUAUUUUGUUUGAAGUUUGGUUUAACAGUUUGAACUCCAGCAUGAGUGAGGAGAGACCUGAGGUUGAGCUCUUCGUGAAGGCAGGAAGUGAUGGUCAGAGUAUUGGAAACUGCCCGUUUUCUCAGCGGCUUUUCAUGGUCUUGUGGCUAAAAGGCGUAACUUUUAAUGUGACCACAGUUGACAUGAAGAGGAAACCAGAAAUUCUAAAAGAUCUGGCCCCUGGUGCUCAGCCUCCUUUCUUGCUAUAUGGUACAGAGGUGAAGACAGACACCAACAAAAUAGAAGAGUUCUUGGAAGAAACACUCUGUCCUCCUAAAUAUCCACGGCUGGCAGCUUGCAAUCCUGAAUCUAACACUGCAGGUCUUGAUGUGUUCUCUAAGUUCUCAGCCUACAUUAAAAAUUCAAACCCUCAGAUGAACGACAAUCUAGAGAAGGGUUUACUAAAGGCCCUGAAAAAGUUGGAUGACUAUCUGAGCUCUCCUCUCCCAGACGAGAUUGAUGAGAACAGUGCCGAUGAUGUCAUUUCCUCCACCCGUUCUUUUUUAGAUGGACAGGAGCUUACCUUGGCUGACUGCAACCUGCUGCCCAAGCUACACAUUGUCAAAGUUGUUUGUCUGAAGUUUCGAGGUUUCUCCAUUCCUCGCUCUCUGACGUCUCUGUGGCGAUAUCUGGAUGCAGCAUAUGCCAGAGAGGAGUUCUCAUCCACCUGUCCCAGUGAUGAGGAGAUAUAUGUGGCCUACUCUUCUGUUGUGAAGGCGCUUAAAUAGAGGAAGGGCAUUCCUAGUCACGCUCUCAUGUGUGUUAUUACCAAUUAUCCUUCCAGAUUACCCUAGUGUUUCAUGUUACUGUCUCAAGCUUGAGGUUGUUUGCACCAGCAGGGUCCCAAUGUUUCACUUUUAAACUAAUUAUGGUCAAAUGUUUUAUAUUUUUAAAAACUUCUGAACCGCAGAGGUCAAAGUCAUUUCUAUUGUUAUUCACAUUGGUUGCCUGCAGUUUUAGUGGUAACAAGAAUAAAUAUUAUUUUAUUUUUCAGUAUUUUUAUAUUGCUUACUGUGAACUGCUCUUCACAGAUAAAGACCUGUCUUUACAUUCAUCUUGACCUCCAAGUUUGUUACACUAUGUAAAAGAGAAAACCAGUAACAGUAGCAAGCAAUCUUUUGUUGAUGUAUUUUUUUCAUAUACAGUAUCAAGAAAACAUUAUAGUUUGUAAUGAAGGACUUCAAUUCAUUGGUGUUCAAUCUUAGCUUCAUAGCACUUAAUGAAAUUCGCUCAUGUUGUUGCUGACUGCUUCUAAAAUUACCUUCAAAAAAUAUUCAUAUUAAGUCAUGCAGUAUACCAAGUCUUAUGCCCUUGCACCUCAUUUUACACUUCUCACUUCUCUAACCACCUUAUGCUUAUACAAUAUGUAAUUCAAUGAUACAAUUUCUAAUAAAGAUUAAGUGAAAACA